This is a messenger RNA of Closterium sp. Yama58-4, 450 nucleotides long. Lineage: Eukaryota; Viridiplantae; Streptophyta; Zygnematophyceae; Desmidiales; Closteriaceae. The record is from the annotation of a GenBank genome assembly.
AUGCGAGAACAGCAGACAGUGCUGCCCCUCCGCGCCAAUGCUGCAGCAAGGUAUGACAGCUGGCCACGGGGAGAGGCGCAGGAGACGUUUGUUGAGGCGUCUCAAGGAUUGCGCCUAGUAAACUCUGGCGCUAUGAGUGAAGACCCCGGCACGGUCCACACGCCAUGUGGGGGAGGUUGUCGCGGCAAACGAGGCGCUGACACGUGGCUGCGUGAACAAGGUGUCGACACCUUGCUCGUGUGCGUGUGCGCCCUUGACGGGCACAAGGUCCAAAUGCUGCCCCCCGCCCAUGACAAGUCCAAUCGACGUGUGGUGUACCCUCCUGCCCAUCGGGCCCGGCAACAGAGUGCUGCCCUUGCGUCCGCAGCGGUAUGGAUCAACGCCAUCAUUCUGCUCUUCUCUCCCCCUCAGCCCUGCCGCCUUGACUCCCCCUCAGCUCUGCCGCCUUGA